Arabis nemorensis is the source of this 525-nucleotide messenger RNA. The record is from the annotation of a GenBank genome assembly. NCBI's taxonomy places the organism in Eukaryota, Viridiplantae, Streptophyta, Magnoliopsida, Brassicales, Brassicaceae.
AUGGCUACGAGGGAAAUGCAGAGGGAAAUGGCUACGAGGGACAAGUUAUUCAAACUAGCACGGCCUAAAUUCGAUGGUUUCGCUGACAGGCAGAGUUCUCAUGAAUCAUUCUGGGGUGAUCCUGCAAUGGCGGUGGAGAUCUGUAGUGAUCGGAGGCCUUGCCGUGCCUUAGUCACCCUUUAUGCUGAGAUUGGCCUGCAUCGUUACAAUCUCUUGCAUCGAACCAACUUCAAGUUCCUUCGGGUCGAGAAAUACAAUUACUUCAUCCCUCUGCCUAUUACAACAUACUUCAUCACUUUCCUUGCCAUUGAUCCAGCAGCUUCCUCUCACCCUCAAACGUUUCAGACCAAAGUUGGUGAAUACGUUAAGACCACAUUUGCUUUGUCCGUCUAUAUUGCUAGACGUCUAGGUGAUGAUCUUGAAGAACAGACCUACCAACUUGCCUUGCCUAAGUGGCCGCCAGAGAACCAAUUUUACAUGCCGGAUGCAUCAGAGCUGCAACGCUAUGACUUGCAGUUGCUAUGA